AAUAGUUUUUACAUUUUAGAAUGGGGUGCCUCAAGACUGUCCAUAAUUUUAGAGGGUGCCUCGGGACUGUCCAUAAUUUUAGAGGGGCCUCGGGACUGUCCAUAAUUUUAGAGGGGCCCCGGGACUGUCCAUAAUUUUAGAGGGGGCCUCGGGACUGUCCAUAAUUUUAGAGGGGCCUCGGGACUGUCCAUAAUUUUAGAGGGUGCCUCUGGGCUGUCCAUAAUUUUAGAGGGUGCCUCUGGGCUGUCCAUAAUUUUAGAGGGUGCCUCUGGGCUGUCCAU
Molecule: messenger RNA, 281 nt
Organism: Staurois parvus
Lineage: Eukaryota; Metazoa; Chordata; Amphibia; Anura; Ranidae
Source: the annotation of a GenBank genome assembly